This is a messenger RNA of Lachancea meyersii CBS 8951, 942 nucleotides long. The record is from the annotation of a GenBank genome assembly. NCBI's taxonomy places the organism in Eukaryota, Fungi, Ascomycota, Saccharomycetes, Saccharomycetales, Saccharomycetaceae.
AUGCCUAAUUUCGGGCCUCAUAGGCCCAGAUUGAUCAUUCUAGUGAGGCAUGGCGAAAGCAUAUCGAAUAAGGACAAAACUGUGAACCAACACAUACCAAAUCAUCAAAUUCCGCUCACUGAAAACGGAUGGAGACAGGCGCGAAGAUCGGGAGCGCAGCUUUUGCAGGUCCUGAACGUGGACGACCAAGAAAUAGUCAAGAAACUCGCGGGAAAAUACAUAUUUAAGGACGAGAAUCGCAAGCCCCUCGAGCAGCACUACACGCAAAACAACAAGAAUCCAGACAGUAAUGUAGUGUUCUACACGUCUCCGUACAAAAGGACACGCGAGACUCUGCGUGGGAUGCUGGACGUUUUGGACGAGUAUAACGAGUGCAAUUGCGGGGUCUCGGCCCGGCAAAACGACGGGUACCAGCCCGAGGGCAAACAGCGUCUUGCACAUUGGCAAUCGCCGGAGUUCCCACACGGCUACUUCGAAAACAAGCAGUCACGUGAGCUCACGGAGGGUCUGCGUAAGACGGCAGAAUGCAAGACGUUCGUGCACUACCGCGUCAAGGACGAGCCCCGGAUCCGCGAGCAGGACUUCGGCAAUUUCCAAGAGCUCAAUUCCAUGCGCGACGUGAUGAGCACGCGCACGAACUACGGCCAUUUUUUCUUCCGGUUCCCGCAAGGCGAGAGCGCCGCCGACGUCUACGACCGAUGUGCCAGUUUCCAGGAAACGCUAUUCCGGCAUUUCGACCAACCGGACCGCAAGCCGCGUGACGUGGUCGUUCUCGUGACUCACGGGAUUUAUCUCAGGGUCUUUCUCAUGAAAUGGUUUCGCUGGACUUACGAGGAGUUUGAAACCUUCACUAACGUCCCCAAUGGUUCCCUGGUCGUCAUGGAACUGGAUCCAGAACUGGAUCGCUACAUCUUACGCACCACCCUGCCCAAAUGGUGUUGA